This is a messenger RNA of Theileria orientalis strain Shintoku, 450 nucleotides long. Its product is annotated as 40S ribosomal protein S11. The record is from RefSeq and is a predicted model, not a curated record. Gene Ontology annotation, cellular component: cytosolic small ribosomal subunit; ribosome. The transcript has 3 exons. Gene Ontology annotation, molecular function: mRNA 5'-UTR binding; structural constituent of ribosome; small ribosomal subunit rRNA binding. Gene Ontology annotation, biological process: maturation of SSU-rRNA from tricistronic rRNA transcript (SSU-rRNA, 5.8S rRNA, LSU-rRNA); translation; ribosomal small subunit assembly. Lineage: Eukaryota; Apicomplexa; Aconoidasida; Piroplasmida; Theileriidae. The coding region runs from base 1 to 450 and encodes 149 amino acids.
AUGAGUUCCGCAAAGAGAGCUGCCGUAACAGAGGCUCCAACCACUUUGGGCCCUCAAGCAAAGGGUGAACAUGUAUUCGGAGUGGCACACGUAUUCGCAUCAUUCAACGAUACAUUCAUCCAUAUCACUGAUUUAUCAGGAAGGGAAACUCUGGUCAGAGUGACAGGAGGAAUGAAAGUUAAGGCCGAUCGUGACGAAUCAAGCCCAUACGCAGCUAUGAUGGCAGCUCAAGACGCUGCAGCCAGAGCAAAAGAGCUCGGAAUCACAGCUGUGCACGUCAAACUUCGCGCGACUGGAGGAACAAGAUCGAAAACUCCCGGACCUGGGGCACAGUCAGCUUUAAGGUCUCUUGCACGUUCUGGUCUUAAAAUAGGAAGAAUUGAGGACGUAACUCCAAUUCCAACAGAUUCUACCAGAAGGAAGUGCGGUAGAAGAGGAAGAAGAUUGUAG